This is a messenger RNA of Gilbertella persicaria, 1867 nucleotides long. Its product is annotated as Rho GTPase activation protein. Gene Ontology annotation, cellular component: cytoplasm. Gene Ontology annotation, biological process: signal transduction; regulation of GTPase activity. Bases 222 to 1745 code for a protein of 507 amino acids. The record is from RefSeq and is a predicted model, not a curated record. NCBI's taxonomy places the organism in Eukaryota, Fungi, Mucoromycota, Mucoromycetes, Mucorales, Choanephoraceae. The transcript is spliced from 10 exons.
CUCUUAUUUUGAUAUUAAAUGCUAACAACUGAAGAACAACCUACUCAACCACCCAUUGAAAAUGGUAACCAUGCUAACGAGACCGAGAUCUCGAACACAAACCCAGUUGUCAUCACAACCACAGCUGAAUCCAACAACCAAGUUAUUUCAAAAUUAACAGAUCUCGAGGUUUGAUGCAUUAGGGAGGCUUUCAAUGCUUAUUGGAUAAAGUAAAGCAAGAUAUGCAAGCAGCUAAAGAUGUCACUUUGUUUUUGGAGAAAAGAGCUGCUAUAGAAAAAGAAUAUGGAAAGCAACUUAUCAAGCUUGCACAGUCAAUGUCUGAUGCUUAUGAUAAAACGCAUGCAAAGAAAAGUUCAUAUGGAUCUGUUUGGACUCAGCUUCUUAAAGUGCACGAAACAAUAGGAGAACAAAGAGUUAAAUUCUCAAGCGAUAUUUCAGAAGUUGCAGACGAUUUACAAAUUGUAUACAAAGAUACAGAAAAAAAUAGAAAGGCGGCCAAAGAACAAGGAAACCGUCAUGAAAAGAAUAGAUUGGAUGCUGAAGUUUCAUUGGAAAAGAGUAAAAUCAAAUAUGAUCUUCAUACUGAGGAAUGGGAAAAAGCCAUCUUGGCGAAAAGCAACAAUGAAUCCGAGUACAUGCCAAAGAAAGCAGGUUUAUUCAAAAGCAACAAGACACCAGCGCAGUUUCAAAAACAAGUCGAUGAUUCAUGCGCCAAGGCAAACCAGGCACAAACAUCUUAUAAAAAUCAGUUAGCCACAACAAACGCUACUCGCCAAGAUUAUUUUCAAAGCCAACUUCCUUCUGACAUUAUUCAUUUAAAAAGCAUUGGUGAUGAAUGCUGUGGCGCUACUCGAUAUCAAUUAGCUCGUUACUCAUACUUGUUUGAAGUUGCUAUCACUGCUGAUGGAGAAGCAUUGGAUAAUGACAGGGGCACAGGAUUAAGGUCAUUGUGUGAAAAGAUUAACAAUGAUCAAGACACUUUUACUGUAGUAAGAGAAUUCGGCGAACGUGCCAUCAAUUUCAGAAAAGCAGACAUACCUUACAAGGAAUAUCCCAUGUCUAAAGUUGCCAUGAGCAUUUUGAAGCCCAAUCCUGUGUUCGGUGUGGAAUUGACAAAGUUAAUGCAACGUGAUGGUCAAGAAGUGCCUUUGUUUUUGGUGAAAUGUAUAGAAGCAAUUGAAGCAUCUGGACUAAAGAAUGAAGGCUUGUAUCGAAUCUCUGGUACAGGAACCCAUAUUCAACGCUUGAAAAGUUCUUUUGACAGAAAUUGUGCUGGCGUAGAUUUGACUACAGAUGAAAAUACAGCUGAUGUGAAUAACAUUACAGGUUUAGUAAAACUUUGGUUUAGAGAAUUGCCAGAUCCAUUAUUCCCUCAAUCUUCUUAUCAACACUUUAUGAAUGCAGCAAAAAUUGAGAAUGAUCGUAUGCGGGUACUUGGUCUUCAUACGAUUAUCAAUGAUUUACCAGAUGCUCAUUAUGCAACACUCAAAUACAUUAUGUGUCAUCUUGACAAAGUCCAAAAGAAUCAAGAAUUUAACAAGAUGACAACCAGUAAUCUAUCUACUAUAUUUGGUAUCACUUUGAUGGGAGGUGAAAGUAAUAGUAACCAAUCGUCUAUUAACUCACAAGAGCAAUAUCAACAACAAGAAGAACAAAGAUUAGCUGACACACAUUGGCAUGUGCGAGUAGUAAAAACAAUUUUAGAGAAUUACCGCUUAAUCUUCGAACCUGAUGAAGAACAGUAAUAUAAAAAUCCCAAAUAAAUUCAUGUAAAACAUUAUAGUAGAACAUACUCUAAUCAGUAGAAAUAAAGAACAAUAGCAAUAUUAAUAUGGCUUUUUCUUUUUUCUACUGUAAAGUGGCGAUA